CUCGUCUGUCCCUCGUGUCGAGGGGAGUCGGUCUCUUUUUUCCCUCGGCAGAGAAGAGGCGAUGGCGGCGCUGGCAUCCCUCGGCGCCCUGGCGCUCCUCCUGCUGUCCAGCCUCUCCUGCUGCUCAGCGGAGGCCUGCGUGGAGCCCCAGAUCACCCCUUCCUACUACACCACCUCGGAUGCCGUCAUUUCCACUGAGACUGUUUUCAUCGUGGAGAUCUCCCUGACGUGCAAGAACAGGGUCCAGAACAUGGCUCUUUAUGCUGACGUCAGUGGAAAACAGUUUCCUGUCACCCGGGGCCAGGACGUGGGGCGUUAUCAGGUAUCCUGGAGCCUAGACCACAAGAGCGCCCAUGCAGGUACCUACGAGGUCAGAUUCUUCGAUGAGGAGUCCUACAGCCUCCUGAGGAAGGCUCAGAGAAAUAAUGAGGACAUUUCCAUCAUCCCACCCCUGUUCACGGUCAGUGUGGACCAUCGGGGCACCUGGAACGGGCCCUGGGUCUCUACGGAGGUGUUGGCUGCAGCCAUCGGCCUAGUGAUCUACUACCUGGCCUUCAGUGCCAAGAGUCACAUCCAGGCCUGAAGGUGGCACCCCUGGGCUCUUGCUACUUUAAAUAAACAGUUGCUGGCUCUAACCAGGACACG
Messenger RNA from Canis lupus familiaris (dog), 645 nucleotides. RefSeq names its product signal sequence receptor subunit 4 (gene SSR4). The coding region runs from base 62 to 583 and encodes 173 amino acids. The transcript is spliced from 6 exons. The record is from RefSeq and is marked validated. Lineage: Eukaryota; Metazoa; Chordata; Mammalia; Carnivora; Canidae. Gene Ontology annotation, cellular component: membrane; endoplasmic reticulum; endomembrane system.